Brassica rapa (field mustard) is the source of this 2876-nucleotide messenger RNA. RefSeq lists its product as uncharacterized. Lineage: Eukaryota; Viridiplantae; Streptophyta; Magnoliopsida; Brassicales; Brassicaceae. The record is from RefSeq and is a predicted model, not a curated record.
UUAUCGACAUGUUCUAACUAAAUCUAUCAUAAAAAUAAUAAUAAAACAGAAGAAAAAGAGAAGUAAUGAGAUAAUGAACGAAAAUGGGAGAUAUUUUCUAUUACUGUUAAGAGAAUCUAAACAAAAUUGUCUUCUUAUUGGUUUUCUUCUUUUUAUUUUAAAUAUAUAAAAUUAAAAUAUACUUUUAUAUAUAAUAACGAUGCUCUUAAGUCCGUUAUAUUUGCUGUGUGACAUUUAUCAACAGUACGAGAUUUAUCCUACUAUGAAAAACCUUAAAUAAAAAGAAUUAAUCCAGCUUUCGAUAUAUACAUGCAUUCUUUAACAAAGUAUAUAUUUUCACAAAGUGUUAAGAAUUUUAACAUGUACACGUCUAGAGGGCAAGCUUCAACCACCGAUUCAGGCGGCCUAGACGAUGUUCCGGUCGAGGUUACUCUAGGAUAUUGCUGCGCUACCUACUUCUGUACCAUUAUUUUCAUACUCGUUAUCACUCUUAUCUCUGGAGGUAUGGUCCUUUUCGAUCAUCUUGUCCUAGGCAAAUCUGCUUGUUACAUAGAGCUCUUUGCUCACUCCGUCUCCGUCUCAAACGUCACAAACGCAGCAAACGUUUCAACCGCUGAUUGGAGAACCGGUUUGGUUGCGAAGAGUCCAGUCACCAGAUGUAAACUCUCUCUCCAUACAGUCACGUCGCGUCUCCUUCGUGGCGACGAGGUUAUCUCCCAGGUAUCUCCGUCGCUGGAUGAUUUUGGGAGACUUGUUACCACCGAGAAGAAUGAUGAGCCGGUAACAAUUGUCGACUUCAAACAUGCGGUGACGUCGGGAGUUAACGGCAGCGUGGUUUGGGAUUAUCGUGUGGAGAGUGUCGUAGGGUUGAAGGCGGAAUUUGCACAUGGGUUCUUGUCGGUGAUUUGCAGCGGUAUUCCGGUGAAGUUUACUACGGAUGCGGCGGGGAACGUGUUUGGUUCGUUGCUCGGAGGUAUGCGACGAUGUGGAUAUUCACUCCGAGAUAACUUGAAUUCAGUUUAGAUAUUGAGUCUCUCCGCGAUUUUUAAUAUAGUUAUUGGCAUUACGUUAGUUUAUUUUCUUUAUUUGUAUUUUUAGUUUUUUUUUUUUGAUAAAAAAAUUUGUAUUUUUAGUUUCUAAUUAAAAACGUUUUUAAUUAAAUAAAAUGGGAUUUAUACCUGAAAUCAUGUCAAGCUUUCAAAGUCCCAGUGUCUCUUUUGCUUACUCAUACCUAGGACUGGGCACAAAUACUUGUUACUUACCUUAUAUCCGCUACUUGACCCGUACUCGCUUCGUUUUUGUUUUUUCAAGUACUCGUCGUUGCCAAGUCAAGUAACAAGUUGAAUUUUGCUACUUGCAAUUACAAGGCAAGUAACAAGUAUCACAAAAAAAUUGCGACUUGCCUUGAUAUUACUUGUUACUUGUUUUAUGACUAAAGUUUGUUUUAGGUACAAAUAUUUUAUUUAAAAUAAUUCUCGUGUUUUUACCAAGUCAAGUAAAUAAAACAAACUUUCAUAACUUUCUCUCGUAAAAUAUUAUCUAUCAUGUAAUUUUUAGGAAUUUAGAAAUAUAUCCAAGUAAUUAAUAAAUACUUGUAAGUAAUAAGUAAUCGAAUAAGGCAAGUAAUAUAUUUUUGGAUAAGUACUCGAAAUAACAAAUACUCGUUUCUGACAAAUCAAGUACAAGUUGAAAAAUUCAUUACUCAUUCAAGAUAAGCCAAGUAUUAAGUAUACGUAAAAAAAACAAGUAACCACUCCUACUUAUACCUGAGCUUGUGUGUUUGAAAAUUCGUAGCAGCCAAAUGAGAUUUAAGUGUCUGAAUUCAUAUAACAACUGUUCCCUAUAUAGACUCAGUUGGUUGUCUUGGUGGUUCAAAUUUACAUAAGUAAUACCAUAUGUUCAUCUCUAUCAAUGCCAAAAAUUCCAUGAGUUGCAUUUAAUUGGAUUCUUAAUGAUGGAUUUUUUGGGUCAAGAUUCCAUCAGUGUUCAUCUGUGGUUCUUGGUCAGCCUAUCAUUUUAUUAUUAAAGUUACCAAUUGUGAGAUAAAUUCAAACUAGAGUGUAGAGGCUUUAUGGUUUAGCCUGUUCCAAGGGCUUACCGGUUUGAUUAUGUAAUUACUGGUUCGAUAUUUCUCUAUAACCAAUAAAAGAUGAUUCAUAAACCAAACCAAAACUUAGUACAUAAAUCAAAGAAACCAGCAUUAUGUAAAUACUCCCUUUAAUAAAGAAACAAUAUGUAAAUACUGUAUCAACUGUUGUAUUAUCCUGUUUACAUAUGUGCUACAUGAAUAUUAUUCAGCAAAAUAUAAUAUGCUUGACAGAUAAUCGCUCACGCUUAACGCGUGUAACGGAUGCGACAGUUUGAUAAACUCACGAAUAAAUCCAAUUUAUCCAACAUCAUUUUUUACUGAGAACCACCAUCUGUACCGUCUUUUUCCAGAUAUGCAAAUUAGAUUCGUACUGCACUGAACGCAAUAAAACUGUACCCACAAAUUAGAUUGUAUAACUUUAUUAACUUUCUCGUGGAAGUUUUCUAAUUUCAAUGGUAAUGUUUAUUAAUGAUUUCACACCAAAAAGUAUGGAUUUUGAAUGCUAAAAAUUAAUUUAUCAGUAAUUAUGUAUAUUAAUGAAAUUUGCAAAUUAUAUUUAAUAAUGACGUAGGUAGAAAACCUGAUUUUGGUCCUAACAUAUAUGCAAAACUGUUGAUUGUAAAAUUAUCUAUAUAAUAUUUUUAUACUAUAUAAUAGCAUAAUAAAUCAACAUUAAUUUUCACUUAUCCUGUUCCAUAAUACAAGAUAUUUUUAUAUGAAUGCAUAAGAAUUAAAAAAACUUACUUUUUUAGAAGAUAAUGUCAUUAAUAAUAUAAAAUGAAAAUAA